AUGGGUGAUUGGAACCUUCUGGGGAGCAUCUUAGAGGAGGUUCACAUUCACUCCACCAUUGUGGGCAAAAUCUGGCUCACUAUCCUCUUCAUCUUCCGCAUGCUCGUGCUUGGAGUCGCCGCAGAAGAUGUUUGGGACGAUGAGCAGAGCGAAUUUGUGUGCAACACGGAGCAACCUGGGUGCAAGAACGUCUGCUACGACCAGGCGUUCCCCAUAUCCCUUAUUCGCUACUGGGUCCUGCAGAUCAUCUUUGUCUCCUCACCAUCCUUGGUUUAUAUGGGACACGCGCUUUACAGACUCCGAGCUCUGGAGAAGGAACGGCGCAAGAAGAAAGCUCAGCUGAAGAUGGAGCUUGAGGAGACAGGGGCUGUUUUGGAGGAACAUAAAAGGAUAGAGAAGGAACUUAGAAAGCUCGAAGAGCAGAAGAAAUUAAGGAAGGCUCCAUUGAGGGGUUCCUUACUCCGUACAUAUGUGUUGCAUAUCUUGACCAGGUCAGUGGUGGAGGUCGGGUUCAUAGUGGGACAGUACAUGCUCUAUGGUAUCGGACUGUCGCCGUUGUACAAGUGCGAGCGUGACCCCUGCCCCAACAGUGUGGAUUGCUUUGUCUCGAGGCCGACGGAGAAGAACAUUUUUAUGAUUUUCAUGCUGGUCAUUGCAGGAGUGUCUCUGUUCCUCAACCUCCUGGAGAUUUUUCAUCUCGGUGUCAAAAAGAUCAAGCAAAUCUUGUAUGGCUCCAAGUACAACGGAGACAAUGACAGCAUUUGCAGAUCAAAGAAAAACUCCAUGGUACAACAGGUCUGUGUCCUUACUAACUGCUCACCACAAAAACUCAUGCAUUUUACAAUUCCUACUUCUUUAUCAAUGGUGCCAGAUGAACCUUUACCUCACUAUAUGCCAAUGAAUGUUCCUCCAUCUAACCAGGAGGUACCAUACCACGACCCUACUGAAACUGACAAGCACCCCAGACAGAGCCGACUUCCAAGCCAACCUGAAUUUCAGGCCCUCCAUCAGCUAGGAGCCACAGACCACCGGCCCACUUACCAUACACAGUCCUGCAGCAGUGAGGAGUCUGGACCCAAGUUCUCCGGGCAGCCAAAAAAUCUCUGUCAGCAGCCCAGAGCAUCACUCAGAGCCAGUCAUAUAGAGAUACCAGCCGCCUUAAGGAACGCCCUGCGGAAACAAAGUCGGGUCAGCCAGUGUAAAGACUUGAGCGAGGAAAGCGAUUCUCUGGAAAGUGGAAACUACUCCACUGCGAGGAAAGCCAGCUUCAUGUCCCGGGAACUUUCAGAGGGUUCCCCAGAUAGUCCAACUUCAAAGAGUGGAUCGGAUGCCGAAAGCAAGCGUCUGGCACAAGGGGAGAGUCCCGCUGUGACUCCACCACCAGCCAGUGGACGAAGAAUGUCAAUGGUGAGUAAAGUAACACAUAACCCAUUUAACAUGGCUUUAGAUCCAAACAAUAUAGCAAAAGUUUGA
Paramisgurnus dabryanus is the source of this 1473-nucleotide messenger RNA. It is a transcript of the gene gja10b, whose product is annotated as gap junction protein alpha 10 b. The record is from RefSeq and is a predicted model, not a curated record. Gene Ontology annotation, biological process: cell-cell signaling. Gene Ontology annotation, cellular component: connexin complex. Gene Ontology annotation, molecular function: gap junction channel activity. NCBI's taxonomy places the organism in Eukaryota, Metazoa, Chordata, Actinopteri, Cypriniformes, Cobitidae.